AUGGCCGCGAAAUCUGAUGGUGCACCUGUCUCUCUACGAAACGAGAUCCCACCCGAGUGUCCUUCCAGGUCGGACCGGCGGCCUCCCCGGCGCCGUCCCGCCAAGCAGCGCUACUCCCUCCCGGACUGCUGCUGGACGCUGUGCGCCCUUUUGGUCUUCUUCUCGGACGGGGCCUCAGACCUGUGGCUGGCCGCGGACUACUACCUAAGGAGGUACUACUGGUGCUUUGCACUAACUCUGGUCUUUGUGAUAGUCCCGUCCGUGGUCGUGCAAGUGUUGAGCUUCCGAUGGUUCGCCUACGAUUUCUCGGAAACCGUCGAGAGCGGCACGGCUGCCGCGGCCGUGGUGGCGGCGUCGGGCGCGGAGGAGAGCGACUUCAGCACCAAGGACAGCGGCGAGCGGGGCGCUGGCUACGCUGCCGGGGCCGGCGUGCAGCCGGGGCCGGCCACCGCGGGAGGAGCCAGGGGCUGCUGCAGAGCCCUAAUGUGGCUCUUCCAGGCCAUCAUUCACAUCUUACAGCUGGCACAGGUCUGGAGGUAUGUCCACGCCUUGUAUUUGGGUGUGCAGAGCCGCUGGCACAGAGACCCCGAGCGCCGUCACUACUACUGGCGCAUGAUGUUUGAGAGUGCUGACAUCAGCAUGCUGCGCCUGCUUGAGUCCUUCCUGAAGAGCGCCCCUCAGCUGGUGUUGCAGCUCAGCAUCAUGAUCCAGGCCAGUCAGGUGCUGCCCCUUCAGGGGCUUUCAGCUUCUGCUUCACUGAUAUCCCUCUCCUGGAUGAUCUCCUCCUAUCAGAAAGUCCUGAGGGACUCCCGGGACGAUAAGCUACCCAUGACGUACAAGGCCGUCGUAGUUCAGAUUCUGUGGCACCUGUUCACCAUCGGGGCCCGCUCUCUGGCCUUUGCCCUGUUCGCCUCCGUGUUCCAGCUUUACUUUGGCAUCUUCAUCGUGGCCCACUGGUGCAUCAUGACGUUUUGGAUCAUUCAAGGCGAAACAGACUUCUGCAUGUCCAAAUGGGAGGAGAUCAUCUAUAACAUGAUGGUGGGCAUUGUGUACGUUUUCUGCUGGUUCAGUGUGAGAGAGGGGCGCACUCACUGCAGGAUGCUCAUCUACAGUCUGACUGUGUUCGCCGAGAAUGUGGCUCUCACCACUGCCUGGUACCUGUACCGCGGCCCUCGUACCUCAGACUUCUAUGCCGUCAUCAUGGUGUGCGUGGUGGCCAGCAGCUACGCUCUGGGCACCUUCUUCAUGUUUGUGUAUUAUUGUCUGCUGCACCCUGAUGGCCCGGUCUCAGGGUGGGGCUCAAUCGUGGAGAAGGAGGUGCCUGUGGAGUCGCUGACCUCACCGGCUUCCAGCCUCCCCCCUGACCUGGUGAGCAGCCCCCCCAGGACCCUUCAGAGAACUAAAGGGACAGACAGAGAGCAGGGGCCUGGGGUAGAUGGAGACGUGUUUCAGGUACGACCACCUCGGGGAGCUCAGGCCCCAGUGCCACACCUCACACCCAGGACAGAGGGGCCCGUCAUCCGAAUAGACCUGCCCAGGAAGAAGUACCCCGCCUGGGACGCUCACUUCAUUGACCGCCGGCUGCGUAAAACCAUCCUGGUGCUCGAAAGCGCUGCCCCGGUCACACCGAGGAUUCAGUACCGCUGUCUGGGCACACCCAAAGAAGUGAUGGAGUACGAGACCACCGUGUGACGUGCUGAAGGCGCUGUGACUCAGCUCGCUGCCAUGUGGUCAUCCUGCCUUAAAUAAAAUGGCAGGCGGAUGACUCUCACUGAGCAGUCUGUUUCAGCUCCACACCUACUUGAUCGCUCGCUGUACUGUCAGGAUGUGGAGACAAACGGGCACAGAAAGGGACGGAGUGUGGCGUCUUUAUUUUUUACAAAGGAAAAAUCCUGUGAUGUUGUCUGAUGAUGGUGCAUAUUUUAGUUUCUGUAUCAUUUUCUCAGGUCAGGAUGUGGUACAGGAAGAGGUUGAGGUCAGCGGCAAAGCUCGCUGUCCAGCGUACUUAGAGAGGAGCACAGGCAGGCAGAGAAGUGGAGCUGUGUGAUUAUCAAUCAGAGGCGGAAAGUCCUCCCCAGUGACGUUGCUUCAGCACGUCCUCUCAAGGCGGGUCGACAGCAGAGGCCAGCCUUCAACAUGCAUGAUUACUUAUGGCAGCUAGAAAUGAAACAUCACUGAACAAGAUUUGGAGGGGAGGCGUUUAAAGAUGGGCACUGUCAUUUUAAACACAGUCUACAAUAAAUACAACACAGGUACCACAGAUCAUCGUAAUCAUAAUUUUCCAUAGUUAUUCAUUCAUGUUGAAGGGGUCUCUGGAAAUGCUGCUUCAAAUGUGAAGGGCAGUUCAAAAGCAACAUUUGAGUUGAAUGUAAAAACAGUUGAAAAUGUGAUUAUUUGUGACAAGGCUUCAAGCAUUUCCAUGCUGUUCGUGGGAUUUACAAAAUUCCUUUGGUACUAUAUUUGUUUUUUGAGGUAAGCUUGAACAAAAAAAAAAGAGAUUUGUGUGUGUUUACAAGCAAUCUGUUGAUUUUGGGACAUGCCAUCACUAUUAUUCUAGCCAGAUGCACCUUCCUCCAGAAUGUGUAUGUACUGAACAAUAGCUACAUUAUGAUUUCCAUUACAUUGGCAGGAUGUAUUCUACAGAUAGGACUUUCGACAGUUGUAUUUUCAUACUGUACCCAGCUUACACAGCAAAGGCAACAGGACAGACAUUCAUUUCCAUGUAAAUUAAACUGUACAAUGACGUGGAAGUUACAGAGGGACAGCACUGUCUGUAAUUGUACUGUAUCCAUACUGUGUUGUCUGAAAAAUGUAAAAAUAGAAUUAGCUGCAGAAUCCAGACCCCUAACAGAAUAGCUUUGAUAUUGUUGAUGGUACAGGCAUGUGGUACUUUUGGUAACACUUUAUUUUACCGGUCCGUUAUUUCCUUAUAUUUUCCUCAAAAGCUUCCUAGAAAGAAAUAUGUCCUUUGGAAUGAAAAUGGGGGCAAAUUUUGACCACUGAUUAGUUAAAUGCGUUAGAUUUAACAGCAGUUGUUGAUUUCGUCAAAAUAACUGCUCCAUUUAAGUUCAAGAAAAAGUUUAUCCAUCAUUCACUGAUUCUUGGAAACUUUAUUCUCCAUAAAUGUUAAAUUGCAUACCUGCCCGUAGACAAGUUGCACAUUUCUGCCUGUUCAGCUGACAAAAAGAGUCUAGGGUAGAUCGACAGAAAAAUAAUCUGCAACUACUUUUAUGAUAAAAAUUCAAAAUACCUGCAGAUUUCCACCCGUCAAAAGAAAAGAUUUGUCAUAUAUCAUUAUAAACUGAAUAUUUGGGGGUUUCGUGACUUUUCCUUCAGCUCAGUGAAAUUGUUUUACAAUUUUGUGAUGUUUCAUAGACUUCGAAAAAAGUCUAUGAAACAUCACAAAAAAAUAUAUAUAUAAUCUCCAGAUAAAUCAAUAAUGAAAAUGAUUGUUGGAUGCAGCCCUAAUUGGAAUUGAUUAUUUAGUAGUUUACCAAUUUAUUAUUGUCAGUAAUAUACAGUACAUAUAAUUGGCUCUAAAAUACAAAUUUCCUUCCAGGAACCUUUCUAGAAAUGUAUUAGGGAUUUAUGGACCCAUAAAAUAAAGCCCUUCCAUACUUUAUCAGGGUUGUUUUUCUAUAGAAGAGGAAAAUUUCUUAACUGUGUGUGUGUCUGUGACUGUUUGCGUGUCUGUGUGUAUGUGUGUGUGAGCUCACAUACCAGCAUGUGUAUGGGUGUAUGUGGGGGUGCAAAGAGUCCAGCCACGUGCAUUUAAGUUAAUUUGAAAUUGUGUCACUGAGAAAUGACAGUUUUGUUGUAAACACUGUCCAUUCAGCUGGUUUUUCCCAGAUAGCAGUAAAGUUAACAGUAAAGCCCGCGGAGCACCUUUACCGCCCCCUGUUGCAGAAACAAAGCCAGAGAGGCUUCGAUUAUGGUGCUAACUGUUUGAGUCCAUCACGAAAAAACCACACAGUGAACCAUAAAAUGAGCUUGCUGUGGCAGGAGUGGGGCGGGGGGCCGUACCUCAAACACAAACACAAAGCUAGAAUCAAAAAGCCUUAACCUGGUCACACCAGACUGU
Molecule: messenger RNA, 4081 nt
Organism: Xiphias gladius (swordfish)
Lineage: Eukaryota; Metazoa; Chordata; Actinopteri; Istiophoriformes; Xiphiidae
Gene: xkr7a
Product: XK related 5-like
Exons: 3
Coding region: 1-1692 (563 amino acids)
Biological process (GO): engulfment of apoptotic cell; phosphatidylserine exposure on apoptotic cell surface; apoptotic process involved in development
Cellular component (GO): plasma membrane
Source: RefSeq, a predicted model, not a curated record